UGAUGGGGACGGUAUUUAAGGAGCCUGCGGCGCUGGGCGGCAGCUGCGGGCGCGGCGGCGCGGACGGGGCCGGGGACACAGGGCCGCGGGGACACAGGGACACGGGGACACGGGGACACGCGCGACCUCGCCAUGGUGGAGGCUUUCGUGGGCACCUGGAAGCUGGUGGACACGGCCAACUUCGAUGAGUACAUGAAGGCGCUGGGCGUGGGCUUCGCCACCAGGCAGAUGGCCGGGCUGACCAAACCCACCACCAUCAUCGAGGUGGCGGGCGACAAGGUGACGGUGAAGACCCAGAGCACCUUCAAGAACACGGAGAUCAGCUUCAAGCUGGGCGAGGAGUUCGACGAGACCACGGCCGACGACAGGCACGUCAAGUCUGUGGUCACGCUGGAUGGAGGCAAACUGGUCCACGUGCAGAAGUGGGAGGGGAAGGAGACAUCGCUAGUGCGGGAGCUGAAGGACGGGAAGUUGAUUCUGACUCUCACCAUGGGCAGCGUCGUCUCCACCCGCACCUACGAGAAGGCGACAUAGGCGCCGAGCCCAGCUCCCUGCCCGUCACCCGGUGCCAGAUCCAUCACCGAAUUGCCUCUGUCCCCCCGCGCGGCGCACGGCUCGCCGCGGUGCCGGAGCCCUCCGAACCCCUCGGGGCCGCGUCGCCCCGAUGCUGCGGUCUCGCGGGGCUGGUCGGGGUUGGGGUGUUGUGUUUCCUGGAUUUUUUUUUUUUUUUAAUGGAAGAACCCACGUGGAAAAAUAAAAGCGAUGUUGUUACA
Molecule: messenger RNA, 773 nt
Organism: Cygnus atratus (black swan)
Lineage: Eukaryota; Metazoa; Chordata; Aves; Anseriformes; Anatidae
Gene: FABP3
Product: fatty acid binding protein 3
Exons: 4
Coding region: 133-534 (133 amino acids)
Biological process (GO): fatty acid transport
Cellular component (GO): cytosol; nucleus
Molecular function (GO): fatty acid binding
Source: RefSeq, a predicted model, not a curated record